CAAAGCAAGAUGGCGGCCGUGGUAGAAAGAGUUGAUGGAUGUGUUGGGUCCUUGGACUCAGAUAUCGUGUCACUAAGACAUACACCCCCUCCAUCGGACCAGCAGCACCAGAACAACCCUCUGCUGGGCCUGCCCAUCGUGGCCAUCGAGACCAUCCUCAACUUCCUGUCCUACGAUGAGAUCAGCCUGCUGCGCUCGGUAUGCAAGCGUAUGGACAUGAUUUGCCAGCGUGUCCUGAAUCAGGGAUUCCUGAAGGUGGAGCGUUACCACAGCCUGUGCCAGAGGCAAGUCAAAGCCCAGCUGCCCAGGAGAGAGUCAGAGAGGAGAAACCACUCCCUGGCCCGUCAUGCUGACAUCCUGGCUGCUGUGGAAACCCGCCUUUCACUACUCAACAUGACCUUCAUGAAAUAUGUGGACUCCAACCUGUGUUGCUUCAUCCCUGGAAAGGUUAUAGAUGAGAUUUACCGCGUGUUGCGCUAUGUGAACUCUACCCGAGCACCUCAGCGAGCUCAUGAGGUCCUGCAGGAGUUGAGGGACAUCUCCUCCAUGGCCAUGGAGUACUUCGAUGAGAAGAUCGUCCCCAUUCUGAAGAAGAAACUGCCGGGAGCCGAUCUGUCUGGUCGCCUCAUUGGCUCUGCACCAGUGGCAGGUCCAUCUACCUCUUUGACCACCAUGUCCUUGCUGGCUAAGAACACACCUUCCCGCUCUGAGAUGACCAAGGUGCAGCAGCAGGUGAAAGUGAACGGGGCAUCGAUGACGGUACUGCGGAGGGAGAUGCAGGAAAUUCGGGUCAAGCAGCUGGAGCAGCAGAAGCAGCUGCAGGACCAGGAGCAGAAGCUGCAGGAACAGAGCCAGGUGAUCGCUGAGCAGAACGCCCGCCUCGCAGAGCUGGAACACAAGCUCCGUGAACUGAUGGAGAGUAGCGCUGCUGCUAUCGGAGGACCCAGGCCCAACACAACUGUCCCCUCCACGUCCAGCAGCUCUGCUGUGUCUUUCACUGCUGCCAGCACAUCUGCUGCUGUCUUGACAGGCGUGGCUGCAGCCUCACCCAGGGAGACAGAGGGUGAGGUAGGGUCUUCGCUAAAACGCACCAGAAAAAGCUCAGACCUUCCACGACAAUCCAAACGGCUGCGCAGCAAGAAAUGAGAAACUCAGUGUGUCAUUUAGCUCAAGUUAUUUUGAUUUUUAAGGUCUGACUGAUCACAUCUUAAACCCAGUGCCCAGAGUCAUCAGCCACUCCACCAACACACUUCCUGUAUACUGUCUCACACACAGCGCUGACACCACCUGCUGCGGUGUGGAAUAAUGCUCUGCUGUCCACAACCAAAACACUGAACCCUGAAUGUCAUCCAGGACUUUGCACAUGGUUAGGUUUGUCGUUGCAGAACUGUUAAUGUCUGAUUUUCCUUUUGUUAAAGACUCGCCUAAAUAAUACAUUACUCUGUAAACGCGUCACUAGUUUAUAGUUUCACCUUCAAAAAGGUCCCGUUCUCAGCUACUCUGCGUUGUAGUUUCUACUUUGAGCAGUGGAUUACUCCACAUGUGGCGGUGUAGUGAGUACCAUUUCAGGCAGUGGACUGAGUCAGACUACAGUGUGACCUAGGGUGGCAGAGUGACUUGCUGAUGAUUUAUCACUACCUGCAUGAUAAUGUAACUCUAUAGAAGACAUUAGGCUUUGGCUACACAAUGUUUUUUCUUAUGCUCCAUUCAUCAGUGUCCUGGUUCUGCACAUAGGAUUUGUUGGCAAGUCCUUGCAAGGCUUCUGAACCACGUAAAUCAAUAAGGGUAUAGGUGGGUGGUUGGCUAUUUGCCUCUAAAAAGGUUGUUUAUUAAAGGUUUCAUUGAAAUGACUGUACUCUCAAAUGAAGAUGCUUAUAUUUGCAGCCUUAUAUUUGGAGUCUUGUUAACAGAAGUCACCUUGCACAUGUGAUUUAAUGCAUUUCCUGUUUGUUAAGAAAAUGUUCAUAUUUGUCAUUUUGGGAACAUAAACUACUAAAGGAUAUCAAAUGAAAAUAGGAAAUGUGACGCUCCUGGAACAGCCUAACUGCGGUUGCAUGUUGUUAGUAGUUAGUGAUCUUCACAGGGGUCUAAAUCAGUUGCAACAGCUUCUUUCUAAGUUUGGCUAAGUGCAAUAUGAAUCGAUGAAAUAGUCAGUGAUUUAUUUCUUUUUAGUAGCUCGCUUUUUCUUUUUCAAGAGCUGCUGCUCAGAUGAGUUUAUUUUGAUGAAUUCUUGAAUCUUCAUGAAAAGGACGGCUGGAAGGAGGAGAAGGCUCUGUCAUGUAUCAGCUCUUUGGGGGGGAAUAUGUACAUCAGUUUGUGUCUCCACUCUUUACAGAAGCAGCGGUGAGCACAGGAGCCAUGCUGUGCUGAAUAUGAAAGCAGUCGUGCGUUUGAAGCCCCCCAUGUCCAUAUUUGGCUGUUAUAUGAUGCAUUACUGUAUGAGCUGUGCUGAGGAUAAAAAUACUAUAAAACUGACCUUGAUGGCAAACUGGUGUUUUGCAUCUGUUCUCUGAAUAACGUGAGAAGCCUGAUAUGAUCUUCAAACAUUCUGCAUAUUCACUAUACACAAUAUGUACUCCAGUACAGGUCUUUUUUUUUUCCUUGGGGGGGUUUCAUUGUGUAGUCUGUCCUGACUGCACAAACUGGAGACACACAAGGCCUAACUUUGGCAGGCUUGCAAAAUACUUUUAUUACUUUCACUUUGCUAACAGUCUGAAAACUGAGACGACCUUGAAUUAAGUACUUUAACUCAAUAAAUGUAACCUGGUGUCACUUGCUGGCUUUUAUCGACAUUUUCAGCCACAUGUCGCUUGAUACAACAUUUGGCCAACCUCGUCUGCUGAUGAAGAUCUGAAGGUUUUAGUCCGUUUCUGAGGUCCAAAAUGAGCCAAAUGAAUACAAUGAUCAGUUGUUUGCUUCUUAUACUUUUUUGAGCUUUUAAGAUUUCUGGGAUGUCGUUGUCAGAUCAUGUAAACACUCCUCCAGUAUUGAAUUGCAAAUAUAGAUUCCCUGCUGACUCAUACUGGGCUUUUCCCCAGCUUAGGACUUGUAGUACUUCAGUGAACUCAGAGAAAAACACAAGUGUAGAAGUACAUGUGGGGGGAAAAAGAAGGAAGGAAAAAAAAAACCCCAAAACAAAAUUGCAUUUCAAAGGUCACUUCUAAAACUUGCAGGUUUUUCUCACUUUGUCCCAAAUGCCAGCUGAUUUUUGUUUUCUCCUAAUGUUUUGAAACUCUUCCUGAGACUUCUGCCUCCACCUGAAAAAGACGAGGGAAGUGAACCUGUUUCUUGGACUUUUUUGCACAAAUAGAUGGUGGCAGUGGGAACCGAUUAACGUUAGACUCUGCCUGCUUCCUUCUCUGUACAAACUUGUUUUGUUGCCUUGUGGCUGCACUUGUGUUUUCCUUGUUCCAAGUGUUUCUGUUCUUUGGAUGACCUGAACUAACACAUGGCACGUUCAUUUGGUAAAGACAUUUUGGAAAUGCAUCUCACGUGUCUAUUAUGAAGACACAAGGCAACAAAGCACAAGAAGAUAUAAUCUGGUGGUUCCAUCUGAGACUGCGUCUCAGUCUAGAAAACGUUACUGUAUUCUUCAUGUAUUUUAAAGUGCAGAUUGUGAAUUAUUUCAUGUACGUAUGCCAAGAAAACUAUCUUUUGAGUUGGCCGAGUUGGGGCUAAUUGUACAGUCUUGUUGCACACAUUACUGUUACUGAUGUACAAAUCAAACCUAUUAAAA
Molecule: messenger RNA, 3736 nt
Organism: Pelmatolapia mariae (spotted tilapia)
Lineage: Eukaryota; Metazoa; Chordata; Actinopteri; Cichliformes; Cichlidae
Gene: fbxo28
Product: F-box protein 28
Exons: 5
Coding region: 10-1146 (378 amino acids)
Biological process (GO): protein polyubiquitination
Molecular function (GO): protein binding
Source: RefSeq, a predicted model, not a curated record